Molecule: messenger RNA, 495 nt
Organism: Sordaria macrospora k-hell
Lineage: Eukaryota; Fungi; Ascomycota; Sordariomycetes; Sordariales; Sordariaceae
Source: RefSeq, a predicted model, not a curated record
AUGCGCUCAGAAUUCUUCGUUCAAGCUGUAAUUGCUACCCUUCUUGGCCUCUCCGCUGCCUCGACAAUCAACCCGGCGGCCAAGACAGAAGAUCAAGCCCCCAACCGUGAUGAUUCGAACCUCGAGAUCUCCAUAUCCCAAUCAAUCCACAGACCACACGAAAACUCGUCGUCGACAAGCACGGUGGCCAGCAUCCUCGCAACUCGAGCCAGUCCCCCUCCAUACAGGGGCAACAACGAAAGAGAUGCGAGUGGCCACGGUGUUGUAUCUCGAGAAGUCGACCAAGCACAAGAUGAAACUUUACAUGCCGAUGAUGCCCACAUGAAUUCAGCAAGAACUGGCCAUGUUCACCGACCCCACGUGAGCCGAAGACAUGGCCAUGCUAGACGGGAAUUCAGGAGAGAAGCCUUGGCAGAUUUGAACCCAGCACCACCUCACAACGACAUUAGCGACAUGGAGAUACUGGAGGACGGUUCCGUCGGGUUGAGGGAAUAA